This is a messenger RNA of Pichia membranifaciens NRRL Y-2026, 210 nucleotides long. RefSeq lists its product as hypothetical. The transcript has a single exon. The record is from RefSeq and is a predicted model, not a curated record. Lineage: Eukaryota; Fungi; Ascomycota; Pichiomycetes; Pichiales; Pichiaceae. The coding region runs from base 18 to 188 and encodes 56 amino acids.
AUCGAACUCAUACUAGUAUGCACUGUGUAUACCUUGUUGGUUGCUUGGCCAAUACCCACUAUACUCAAUUUGUUUUGUCUACUCCAAGAAGUCCUAAGCCAUCUCCACAUGAAAAUGAGAAAGGAAUACACCGCGUGCGAUAUCCAUCCCAGAGGCAAUUACAUUUUGAUAGAGUCACAAAGAACUAAACUUUGACACUGUUGGGUGGAG